Messenger RNA from Elaeis guineensis (African oil palm), 1261 nucleotides. NCBI's taxonomy places the organism in Eukaryota, Viridiplantae, Streptophyta, Magnoliopsida, Arecales, Arecaceae. The record is from RefSeq and is a predicted model, not a curated record.
AAAACUUGGUGCAAUUGGGUCCUUUUCUCAUGAGUGCUUCUAAAUGCUUUGUAGAUCUCUAAGAUCUUCUUGUAGGUCCAAAGUCUUUAGGGCCCACUUUAUGACCUUACUUCCUCUAAAUUGCGGAUGUUAGGAUUUUUUCAGGUGAACUAGCAAUGGAUCAGUUGGAGUCUUGUGUCCCACCAGGCUUCAGAUUUCAUCCCACGGAGGAAGAACUUGUGGGGUAUUAUCUAGCAAGGAAGGUAGCUUCACUAAAGAUUGAUAUAGAGGUUAUUCGAGACGUGGAUCUAUACCGAAUAGAGCCAUGGGAUCUCCAAGAUAGAUGCAAGAAUGGUGAUGAAGAACAAGCUGAGUGGUACUUCUUCAGUUAUAAAGAUAGGAAGUACCCCAGUGGAACACGUACCAAUAGAGCUACUGCUGCCGGAUUUUGGAAGGCAACUGGUCGAGACAAGCCAGUGCUUUCAAAAUCUAGAGUUAUAGGCAUGAGGAAGACACUUGUGUUCUAUAAAGGACGUGCUCCAAAUGGGAGGAAAACUGAUUGGAUCAUGCAUGAGUAUCGUCUUCAAUCGGGCGAACAUGGACCAAUUCAGGAAGAAGGAUGGGUUGUAUGCCGAGCAUUUAGAAAACCAAGUCCCAAUCAAAGGCAAUGCUUCAACAAUUAUGAUCCUACUUACUACAAUAAUCUUGAUGGGCAAUAUGGACGAGAACCACGUUUCAUGGAGUCCUAUCAAGGAGGCAAUUUCCGAGAACAACCUACUGGGUGUAGGGGGGAAUCAAAGAACACUACUCUCCUCAGCCAUGUUCUUGAGCUUCCACAACUACACAGUCCAAGUUUAUCAACAAGUUUAUCCACCAAGGAAUUCUUUGAGCCAAAUGUUGCGAGCGAUGAAGAGCAUGCUGCCAAGAGAAGUGACUGUGAGGGGCAAAUGAUCGAUUGGAAGUUCUUGGACAAGUUGCUCUCCUCACAGUUAAAUGAAUCAGCCUCUUCAAGUAUGCCAGUUGUUCCAGUGAAUUAUGAUGGAGGUGCUCAAAGCCAAGGAGAUCAAUUCCUUGCAUUGUUUGAUAGCUAGUAGCGGUGACUCUCUUAUUUCAAUGGUUAUGUUGCUAAUAACAUAUGGUGGCAAGGUCAAGAGCCACUUGAUUUGUAACUAUUACGACAUUUCGAGUACUAAAAAGUAGCUAGUGAAGAACUAAUGUCAAGUUGUGUGGAGUCUUCUUAGGUUGAAUAUGUUGUGCAUUAUUGUAAGCUGUAUUUCUUAGU